Molecule: messenger RNA, 5400 nt
Organism: Oncorhynchus masou masou (cherry salmon)
Lineage: Eukaryota; Metazoa; Chordata; Actinopteri; Salmoniformes; Salmonidae
Product: leucine zipper putative tumor suppressor 1-like
Exons: 5
Coding region: 551-2437 (628 amino acids)
Biological process (GO): regulation of dendrite morphogenesis; regulation of synaptic plasticity
Cellular component (GO): dendritic spine
Source: RefSeq, a predicted model, not a curated record
AGAGAGAGAGAGAGAGCGAGAAAGAGAAGGAGAGAGAGAGAGAGGUAGGUAGGUAAAGAAAGCAGAGUGGGAGACAUAUCGCUCCAGAGAUAGGAUGAAAGGAGAGUGAGAGGAAAAGAAAGGAGGAGGGAGCAAGAAAGAGGCAGAGUGAGUGGUAGUGAGAGAGUGGGAGAAAACAAGGUAAACGAGAAGGAAAAAGAGGGAGAAAGCAAAAUGGUGUGUUUCUGUAGGAGGAUGACAGUGUUCACUUCCUGGUCGAUGGGAUGAAGUGAACACACAGUACGGAGAGAUGAAUACGGGCUGAGAGGACAAAGAAACAUAAACACCAAAGGAAACAUUGCGCCUGUGUUUCCCACCACACCAGCGCUAGCCAUCCUCUACAGGGAAGAGUCAGACCCAGGAAAGCAGCACAGCACUCAGUAAUGGAGAUGGAAACAUUGACAAUACCGACCUGGGGUCAAGAGUAUAACACCCAUUCCCAGUACCUCUUCAACAGCUUACGUUAAAGCUGCCAGGACAUCUCUUCUGCCCUCACCUAUGCCCAGAGACCAUGGGAAGUGUCAGCAGCUUCAUCUCAGGUUCCAGUCUCCACAGCAAGCACCGUCAGGCCACGGAGUACAAACUAAAGAAGGCAGGCCAUCCCCGGAAAACGGGCCGGAGCCUGGAUGGCCUACUGAAGUACAGCUUUGCUCAGGGGUCUUCCAACCACACCACUAAAGACAUCUCUCAGGCAGCCAGAAGUGAGGACUUAUUUUACUUAAAGGUGAGCCAGAAGUCGCGGGUGACUCACCGCAGAGGCGUCCCAACAGAAGAUCGUGUAGGAGAGGGACAUUCUACUGAUAUGGAACCAGACGGUAGAGAGACACCUAAACUGCUGCCUAUGUCUGGGAAACUGGAGAAGAAUAUGGACAAGGCUUUGAUCCGGCCCACAGCCUUCAAGCCAGUCAUCCCCAGGAGCACCUCUUCCACAGAGACUCACAACAAUCUCACCCACCUCCUUAGUCCCCCAGAGAAAACCAGAGACUCCCAGGAGCCCCAACAGGACACAUUUUCAGGGACCCUCUCAGACUCUGGGCAGGAUUCAAUGUCCAGCCUGCCUACUCACAGCACCAGUGGGAGCCACAGUGCUUCCACAGGCCCAUUGACUCAGUGUGCAGGAGGCACAGCCCAUGGCAUGACCCAUCCCCAGCAGCCCCCCUUCUCUACAUGGACCAACGGAAAUGGCAUAAGUGCCAGUGCCAGGGUCGCAGCUCUAAGCAAUGGAGGGGCAGAGAAGGCUAACAGGGACACCAUCUCCCUCCCCUCACCUCAGCAGCCUAGCCCUCUCUUGGAGGAGAUGGGGGGCUGUAAUCGCUCACCCAUCUCCACAGAUGAGUCCCUAAUUGAGCUGCUGGAGCAGAGGCUGCUGGAGAGUGAGACAGAGCUGCAGGAGCUACAGGUGAGCUUUGAGGAGAAAGAGGUGGACACGUGCCAGCUGUUUGAGGAGAAGCAGAGGUAUUGUGUUGAGGAGAUGGAGGGCCUGAAGCAGAGGUGCUCCACCAAGCUCAGGCAGGUCUCCCAGAGGGCCGUGAAGAACCACCAGGCCUUGCAGCUGAAGGUCAGCCAGCUGCAACAGGACAACCAGAGGCUCCAGGACGAGCUGGUCCAGAUGACCCAGGAGAAGGACCUGAUAGAGGUCAAACUGAUGUCGUUUGAGAUGGAGAAGAACCAACUAGACCCCACCUUAGAGGAGACCCAGUGGGAGGUAUGCCAAAAGGCUGGGGAGAUCUCACUGCUGAAGCAGCAACUCAGGGACUCCCAGGCUUGUGUCACUCACAAGCUGAAUGACAUCGUCAGCCUCAAGGCCUCACUGAAGGAGACCCGGUCCAAAAUGGAGGCACUGGAAAAGCAGAACAAAUUGCAAGAGGAAAAGAUAUGCUCUCGCAGUGUGGAUGUGGAGGUAUGCCAAAAUGAGCUCCAGCGCAAGAAGAAUGAGGCUGAUCUACUAAGAGCAAAGGUGGACAUACUGGAGACAGACAUCAAUGAAAUGAAAAAGGACCUGGCCCUGGCAAAAGAACAUAGGCAGCAGCAAAAGGCCAAACUGGAGGCCCAGGAGAGGUCAGACCAGAGUGGGGGCACUGGAGGGAGCAUGAGCACUGACUCCCUGCAGAGAGAGGUGAAGAAACUGAAAGUUGAGCUCAGGGAAGAGAGAGAGACUCAGGAGAGGCUGUCGAACAGCUUUGAGCAUGAGAGACAGACGUGGAACAGGGAGAAGGACAGAGUCAUCAAGUACCAGAAGCAGCUUCAGCUCAACUAUCUGCAGAUGCACAAGAAGAACCAAGAUCUGAAGAGGAUCCUGCAGGAGCUCACAGCAGAGCUGGAGAGUCGACCGGAGUUUGAAGUGGACAUCCACAGCUCAGGGUUACACUAUGAGGAUAUUAUCGCCACAGAAAUGUGAGGGAGAAACCCACAGAGAAUAGUAAUAACGAUGCUCAAAUGUUCUGCUGCAGGAUAUGAUAGAAUUGCGGUCAGGUUUGGAUAUUUUUUAAUAAAAAUCCUUCAUUCUCUGUGACUGUGUAAAUCAGGCUUUAAAGGGCACAUCCGGAGUUCAAACAAUAACAAAUAACAAAACAGCUAAUGGGAUGGGGCUUGAGAACUAUAACUACACUCAAAUUCAUAGACAGAGCUAUGGAUGCAAUGACUGAUCAUCCAUGAGAUCAAAAUUAUAGAUUUAACUGUGUUUUGAAGCUAUACAGUGUUUGUUUACAUUGUCUUUGUAUACAAACAUUUUAGGUUCUACUGAGGUAAGAGAGUUGAACUAAGCUCUUUAAGCAUUUAUGAGUUAUAUUAUUUAAGAUUCAAUGGCUAUAUCAUCAAUUUAGUCCAAAAAUGGAUGCAGCAACUCCAGAUGGUCCUUUAAGCUUUUGUUAUCCAUAAGUGUGGUUUCCCAGAAACAGAUUAAAAAUAUUUUUUGAUGAACAUUCUCCAUUGAGCCUGCUUCUUAGUCCAGGACUAGGCUUAAUCUAUUUCCAGGAAACCACCCCAUAAUGAAACCACCUUAUAAUGUUAAAUUGACAGUAGCCUAGAAAGCCUACGAAAUGGUUAUUCCUCUUGAGAAGUUUCCUAGCAUUGUAGUGAAUUGGGGCAUUCUUUCUGUAUGUGUCAAGUCCUACAUAAGAUGUUGUAAGCUCCACAACAACCACUGAGACACAGCAAUAUGAUGUGAUGUGUUUUUAUUUAACCUUUUUGAUCACGAUCACCACUGUGGCCAGAGAUAUUGCAGAGAGAAUGAGGCAAGAGGCUGCCCUCGUCAGCGCCAACACAGAUACUGGCAUCUGCACAUGUGUAUGGGAGUUCACAUCUCUCCUGUAGCAUAAUACAGUAGCUGCAUGGCAACAAAUGCGGAGGCGUGCAGCCUCUCGCUUCACACAGUCUUUGUUUUUGUUAAAGUCGCUUGCUCUUUGUGGUAACCAUAUACUGUAGCCCCGUCUACCUUUAAGUGUCAAAGCACUGGAUGUACUGUAUAUUUUGUGAAUAAUCAUUCAUAUUAUUUAUUGAUAUAAAGGAUACAAAAGUGGUAGUGAUUAGUGUUGAAAGGAACUAUGCACUUCCAUUUUAAGAGGGGUUAGAACAUGAUUCUCAAAGUGCAUCCCACACUACAGUCGUGGCCAAAAGUUUUGAGAAUGACACAAAUAUUAAUUUUCACAAAGUUUGCUGCUUCAGUGUCUAGAUAUUUUUGUCAAAUGUUACUAUGGAAUACUGAAGUAUUAUUACAAACAUUUCAUAAGUGUCAAAGGCGUUUAUUGACAAUUGCAUGAAGUUGAUGCAAAGAGUCAAUAUUUGUAGUGUUGACCCUUCUUUUUCAAGCUCUCUGCAAUCCGUCCUGGCAUGCUGUCAGUUAACUUCUGGGCCACAUCCUGAAGGAUGGCAGACCAUUCUUGCAUAAUAAAUGCUUGGAGUUUGGGGAGUUUACUGGCCAUGGACCCAAAAUAUCAAUGUAUUGUUCCUCGAGCCACUUAGUUAUCACUUUUGCCUUAUGAUAAGGUGCUCCAUCAUGCUUGGAAAGGCAUUGUUCAUCACCAAACUGUUCCUGGAUGGUUGGGAGAAGUUGCUCUUGGAGGACGUGCUGGUACCAUUCUUUAUUCAUGGCUGUGUUCUUAGGCAAAAUUGUGAGUGAGCCCACUCCCUUGGCUGAGAAGCAACCCCACACAUGAAUGGUCUCGGGAUGCUUUACUUUUGGCAUGACACAGGACUGAUGGUAGCACUCACCUUGUCUUCUCCAGACAAGCUUUUUUCUGGAUGCCCCAAACAAUCGGAAAGGGGAUUCAUCAGAGAAAAUGACUUUACCCCAGUCCUCCGCAGUCCAAUCCCUGUACCUUUUGCAAAAUAUCAGUCUGUCCCUGAUGUUUUUCCUGGAGAGAAGUGGCUUCUCAGCUGCCCUUCUUGACACCAGGCCAUCCUCCAAAAGUCUUCGCCUCACUGUGCUUGCAGAUGCACUCACACCUGCCUGCUGCCAUUCCUGAGCAAGCUCUGUACUGGUGGUGCCCCGAUCCCGCAGCUGAAUCUUGGGUGCCCUAAAGCCUUCUUCACAACAAUUGAACCGCUCUCGUUCAAGUUCUUGAUGAUCCGAUAAAUGGUUGAUUUAGGUGCAAUCCUACUGGCAGCAAUAUCCUUGCCUGUGAAGCCCCUUUUGUGCAAAGCAAUGAUGACGGCACGUGUUUCCUUGCAGGUAACCAUGGCUGACAGAGGAAGAAAAAUGAUUCCAAGCACCACCCUCCUUUUGAAGCUUCCAGUCAGUUAUUCAAACUCAAUCAUCAUGACAGAGUGAUCUCCAGCCGUGUCCUCGUCAACACUCACACCUGUGUUAAAGAGAGAAUCAAUGACAUAAUGUUAGCUGGUCCUUUUGUGGCAGGGCUGAAAUGUAGUGGAAAUGUUUUUUGGGGAUUCAGUUCGUUUGCAUGGCAAAGGGGGACUUUGCAAUUAAUUGCAAUUCAUCUGAUCACUCUUCAUAACAUUCUGGAGUAUAUGCAAAUUACCAUCAUACAAACUGAGGCAGCAGACUUUGUGAAAAUGUAUAUUUGUGGUAUUCUCUUCUCUUCUUAUUCUUUUGUCCACGACUGUACACUGAGAAUGUCUCACUGGUAAUGAUAUCUCAAAGAUGUACAACUUAGCUUUGGAGCUGAUCACUUGAAAACAAAUUCCGUCUGAGAAUAUCUAACAUGUACUGUAUCUAUUGGUAUAUUUAUGAUACAUACACAGAGACAUGUUUUUCAAAUCUGACAAUAAAUGUAGAUGUAUAGAUAGGUAUAUGUAUAUAAAUAGAUGUACACUACAAAAUCAACAGUGUGGCUUUUCAUAACAUCUCUAUCAUUGUAAAAUGAUUUGUCUACUUGAUAUAUUAAACAUUUUCUCUUCCUCGUA